AUGGCCUCAGUGGCUGCUCCAGGCCCCCUCGCUGCUUGCGCCCCCAUCCGCAUCACUCCUCCGCUCACCGGUGCCGACGAACAGAAUGACGACGUAUUGGGUGACGACGAAUUGACUGCCUGUGGACAGAUUGCCGAUGAACAGAGCGACGAGGAAUUCGGCGACGAGGAGAUCAGCGACGAUGAACAGAGCUCCCGUAAGUGGCGGAGUGCACGUUUCCAAGGCACCUUGCCGCUGGCCCUCUCUGCUCGCGUCCCGCUCGAGGUCUUCGAACUCGUCAUGGAUGCGAUCGAGCAUCAGCCCACGUUGGUCGCCGUCGCGCUGGUCUGCGCGGCAUGGUACCCUCGAGCGAUGCGCAACCUCUACUACAAUCUCGAGAUUCGCGGCCGGAAGACAUUCAACAUGCUGUUCAAGCAGUGUCGCGCGUCACCACGCGUCAAGCAGUGGCUCGCAGGUACAUGCAAACUGGUGGUAGAUGAGAGCAAAUGGGGGAUGAUGGCAUCCACGCAGCGUCGAAAGAAGAACAAAAAUGACAAUCGCUUCCUUCACGCACUACCGUCCGGGCUCGCUAGUCUGAUGCCUCGUGUACAAACCCUUCACAUCCGAUACGGAAGUCUUCGUUUCAUUCGCACAGACUUUUUCCUCGCCCUGUCGAAGUUCGAGUCUGUCAAGUCAUUGACGCUCGGAUUUUGUCAACUUAACAACAUCUCGCAGCUACGGCGGAUUGUGUCUGCCUUCCCCCAGCUUACAGACCUCACGAUGGAUAACGUUGCGUUCACUCAACAAGGUUCGGUCGGUGACGCGGGAGCCUCACUAUUUCAGCCACCAUCUCACACGCGUCUUCGACAUCUUGCCGUCAACGUGGACAAUGAGCUCAUGGCGACGUUCCUUGACUGGAUGACGCGCUCAGGCUUCUGCGCCUCACUUGCGGAUCUGGAAAUCCUGUUCAAUGAUCGUCCCAUAUCGCGGACUCUCCCUAGCAAACUUCUCGAAGUGGCAGGGGCAUCGUUGACCCGUUACUGUGAGGGAUACCGUGGCAAUGGUCAUGACCGUCGUCACGGAAAUCUGUUGCAAAACACCGCCUUGCGAUCCUUGCAAUUCCAGCUGAUAAUCAGCAGACACAAGGCCGAAGACCAAGGGCGUCGCGCGGUAUGGAUCAAAGCAGCGGACGAGCUACAUGGCAUCUUCUCCACCAUUCGAAGCCGUCAGCUCGAGCACAUCGAGGUCCACGUUGACGUUCGCCUCGAUGGCAGCACUCUCGGGUCUGGGCAGUCUAGCGACGUCCACGAGAAGCUCGACCUGCGGGACCUGCACAAGGUCAUGAGCCAGCCAUACUUCGACGCAUUGAAGGAUGUCGAGGUGAAGAUGAACGUUUUCGGUAUACGUACCCCUCAGGCCAACUCGAAUGUGGACGAGUUCCGUGACAUAUUACAGCCAUGGUCUGCCCGUGGCAUAGUCACCUUCGGGAGGUACUGA
Molecule: messenger RNA, 1476 nt
Organism: Fomitopsis serialis
Lineage: Eukaryota; Fungi; Basidiomycota; Agaricomycetes; Polyporales; Fomitopsidaceae
Exons: 3
Coding region: 1-1476 (491 amino acids)
Source: RefSeq, a predicted model, not a curated record